AUGCUCUAUGGAAGACCAGAAGCCAUCGUACAAGCGGUCAUAAGAAAGAUUCGUUCGUUACCAUCUCCGAACAUUGAAAAGCUUGAGACAGUAGUGAACUUUGCACUUACGGUGGAGAAUUUGGUUGCUACCAUACAAGCUUGUGAAGUAAAUGACUUUGUAUACAACGCAUCACUUCGUUAUGAGUUGGUAGGGAGGCUACCGUCCACACUGAAGCUCAGUUGGGCCAGGUUUUCGAGAGGAAAUCCUGCUCCGAACCUUCUAGAUUUUAGUACGUGGCUGUACGAGACAGCAGAAGACGCUAGUGCAGUCAUAGACAUCGUAAACAUCGAAAAUCGACCGCGUGGUACUAAACGGGAUGGUUUCUUGAAUAUUCAUUCGGAGCUGAACAGCGAGGAAUCGGAACCAGCCAACCUACAGCAGAAACCAUCUGAACUAAUUAUUACCGAGACGAAGAAGUGCAUGGUAUGCAAAAAGGAUUGUCACUCGGUAGGGAAGUGCAAACAUUUCGUGGAAUUGAGCUACGAUGCGAGAUGGGCGACGGUAAGAGCGGGCAAGCUGUGUCGAAAAUGUUUAUGUAAGCACAACGGAUCGUGCAAACAAGCGAAACCAUGUAGUACUGACGGCUGCACAUAUUUACAUCACCCGCUGUUACACGACCGCGGAGACAAUCGUUCCGAUGAACCAUCCAUACACCCUAUCGAAAGUAAUUGUAACGUGCAUCAAACGCAGUCGGAAAUCUUGUUCCGAAUUGUUCCAGUUAUCUUGCAUGGUCCAACAAAGACAAUUCGAACUUACGCUUUUUUGGAUGAUGGCUCCGAACUCACGCUUUUAGAACGCGAUUUAGCAGAUGAGCUUGGUUUGAAAGGGCCUACGAGUUCUUUAUGCCUCAAAUGGACAGGCGAAACUACGAAGACGGAAAACAGAUCACAGAGCGUGAAUCUUCGUAUUUCCAGCGUGACGAAUCCUUCAAAGAGCUACGGCCUUUCCAACGUUCGAACGAUUGAUAAUCUACAAAUCCGGCCACAAACGCUUUUAAUCUCAGAAUUGCAGCAAAGAUUCCGACAUCUUUUAGGACUACCUAUAGAGUCAUAUAAUCUCGUCAGUCCACGAAUUCUCAUUGGUCUAGAUCAUGCCAGCCUUGGGUUCGCGAUGAAGAGUCGCGAAGGUCAGCGUAACGAACCGAUCGCUGUAAAAACACGCCUAGGAUGGAUAGUAUUCGGCAGUUGCGUAGAAGGCACAAGGGCUGAACAAUACGUGAACUAUCACACGUUGCAGGUAUGUCCAUGUAACCGAGAGGAAGGCGAAGAUCUUCACGAAACUGUAAAGAGCUACUUUGCCCUCGAUAGCCUAGGAAUUUCGAAGCCUAAAGAACUACUUCUGUCGCACGAAGAUCAACGAGCACAGUCAUUGUUAGCAUCGCUCACUCGUCCUUCUGAUGGGCGCUUCGAAUCCGGACUUCUGUGGAAAUACGAUACCGUACGACUUCCGGAUAGCUCAUCAAUGGCAUUGCGAAGAUGGAGAUGUUUAGAAAAUCGUUUAAUGAGAGAUUCAAAGUUAGCAUGUGAGUUGAAAGCAAAAAUUCAGCAUCAUAUCGAUAAAGGCUACAUACGAAAGCUUUCGACAGCAGAGUUGAACACAAAACGCUCUCGAGUCUGGUACCUUCCAAUAUUUCCUAUUGUUAAUCCGAAUAAACCGGGUAAAACGAGGUUAGUAUGGGACGCAGCUGCCACGGCCUAUGGCGUCUCACUCAAUUCAGUCUUGCUAAAAGGUCCAGACCAGUUAACAUCCCUACUUUCCGUGCUGAUCCAAUUUCGAGAAUUUCGAAUAGCGGUAUGUGGCGACAUACGUGAGAUGUAUCACCAAGUAAAGAUUCGCGAAGACGAUCAGCACUGCCAACGUUUCCUUUGGAAGACAUGCGAGACAGAUACAGAUCCUAGCGUCUACAUAGUACAGGUUAUGACCUUCGGUGCCUGCUGUUCGCCAAGUACGGCACAAUACGUGAAAAACUAUAAUGCGCAAAGAUUUCAGAAGGAAUAUCCAACAGCCGUUAACGCCAUUAUAAAUCAACACUAUGUCGAUGACAUGCUUAUCAGUGUAGAGUCAGAAGAAGAAGCUAUACGAAUUGUUCGAGAUGUACAAAGAAUUCACAGGUCAGCAGGUUUUGAGAUGCGGAACUGGACGUCAAACUCAACUAAAGUUAUUUCCGCCAUGAACGAAACUGGUCUCGUCGAAAAAGGUCUCAGCAUCGGCGACGAACACAUCACCGAAAAGGUUCUAGGAAUGUGGUGGAACACAUCAACCGACUGUUUCACUUUUAAAAUGUCAUCCCGAUAUGACCAGCAACUGAUUCGAGGGCAGCGACGACCAACGAAACGCGAAGUACUCCGUACUCUAAUGAUGAUCUUCGAUCCACUAGGUCUAAUCGCGCAUUUCUUGAUGCAACUGAAAACAAUUCUACAGGAAAUUUGGCGAAGCUCGGUCGACUGGGAUGAUCCCAUUGAUGAAUCCCAGUUUCGAAAGUGGACUGAAUGGAUAGCAAUGUUACCACAUGUAUCGUCUAUUGAAAUUCCUCGGUGUUAUCGAACCUUUACACCCGCUACAAAGGAAACACAGGUACAAAUGCAUACGUUUGUUGACGCCAGUGAGAAUGGUUUCGCGGCAGUGGUUUAUUUACGAUUUCAAAACGAAAGUACAAUCGAAUGCUGUUUAGUAGGAGCAAAAACUCGAGUGGCUCCGCUCAAAUUCCUUUCGAUUCCAAAAUCUGAACUGCAGGCUGCGGUACUAGGCGUGAGAUUGGCGGAUACUAUGGCGAAACCAUUAGCUAUCAAGAUCAAACAGUGCUUUUUUUGGACUGAUUCUAGAGACGUUCUCUGCUGGCUCAAUUCCGAUCAUCGCCGAUACAGUCAAUUUGUUGCAUUUCGCGUCAGUGAAAUCUUAGAAACGACGAACGUUCACGAGUGGCAAUGGGUACCAACAAGGCAGAACGUAGCCGACGACGAAACGGAUUACAUACGCCAUUCGACGUAG
Molecule: messenger RNA, 3030 nt
Organism: Malaya genurostris
Lineage: Eukaryota; Metazoa; Arthropoda; Insecta; Diptera; Culicidae
Exons: 1
Coding region: 1-3030 (1009 amino acids)
Source: RefSeq, a predicted model, not a curated record